Vicia villosa (hairy vetch) is the source of this 1773-nucleotide messenger RNA. RefSeq lists its product as uncharacterized. Lineage: Eukaryota; Viridiplantae; Streptophyta; Magnoliopsida; Fabales; Fabaceae. Bases 1 to 1773 code for a protein of 590 amino acids. Gene Ontology annotation, molecular function: nucleic acid binding; zinc ion binding. The transcript has 3 exons. The record is from RefSeq and is a predicted model, not a curated record.
AUGGAGUGCAAUAAGAAUGUUGUGAUCAAGAAAAAUGACAAGAAGAGAGUGGUUGUAAAAUGUAUGGAAGGUUGUCCCUUUUAUAUUAGGUUUAGCCUUAGGACAACCAACCAAUUUUGGCAACUUGUUAGCUUCACUAAUCGACAUAGUUGUCAUCGGACACCAAGGAAUAGACAAGUGACGACCGUUUGGUUAGCUCAAAAAUUUGUGAAUACAUUAAGACACACUCCUGAAAUGAAGACUAAAGGGCUGAUUGCAGAAGCAAUGGAAAAGUGGGGGGUGAAGUUGUCAGUAGAUCAAGCAUAUAGAGCCAAGAAAAAAGCAAUAGAGUUAAUUCAAGGAGCUGGUCGUGAACAAUUUAUCCAUCUUAUAAGUUAUGCUGAGGAAUUGUUGAAGUCAAAUCCAAACUCCACAGUUAUAAUUCAUUGCGAUGAUUCAACUAGCGGUCCCGUGUUUGAAAGAAUAUAUGUAUGCUUAGAAGCAUGCAAGUCAGCUUUUGCAACCACUUGCAUGCCUCUAAUUGGUUUGGAUGCAUGCUUUCUGAAAGGGGACUUCAGAGGUCAGUUGGUAAGUGCCGUUGGUAAGGAUGGAAAUAACAAGAUGAUACCAAUAGCUUAUGCAGUUGUGGAAGCUGAAACAAAGGAUUCAUGGCAAUGGUUUCUUAAGUUAUUACUCGAAGACUUACAAUCCAUUCAACAAAAUGCUUAUGGGUUCAUAUCAGACCAACAAAAGGGUCUGGUCCCAGCAAUUCUGGAAACAAGCCAACAUGUUGAGCAUAGAGUAUGUGUUAAACACUUAUAUGGCAAUUGGAGGAAGAAGUAUCCUGGAAUUCAUAUGAAAGAAGUGUUAUGGAGGGCGGCUAGAGCCACAACAAGACCGGCAUGGGAAAGAGUAAUGAAUCAAAUGAAAGAUCUUAAUGCCAAGGCUUCGAAAGACAUGAUGGAUGUACCUCCUGCAUGUUGGAGUAGAUCGCAUUUCAAGACAGACUCACUGUGCGAUUUACAAGUCAAUAAUAUGUGCGAGGCUUUUAACCGAGCAAUAUUGGAAUAUAGAGACAAGCCAAUAAUCACAUUGCUUGAAGGAAUUAAACAUUACAUAACAAUGAGAAUUUCUACUCAAAAGGAGAAGUUAUCCAGGUACACAAGUGCUAUAAGUCCUAAUAUUCAAAAAGUACUAGAAAAAACAAAGCGGGAAGCAGAACGGUGGAGUGCAACUUGGCAUUCGGGUGAUGACUUUGCUAUAUUUGGGGUUUCAAACAGUGUUGAGACAUAUAUAGUAAACUUGCUGCAGAAGACAUGUGCUUGUAGGAGGUGGGAUUUAACCGGAAUACCGUGUUGUCAUGCUAUCGCGUGCAUUUGGUUUAACAAAAAGGACCCCAAAGAUUAUGUUUCAUCAUUCUACAGGAGGUCUACGGUGAUGGCUACUUAUAGCCAUAUCAUUAUACCAACCAAUGGUCCACAACUAUGGCCGACAAAUGUUACUCAACCAAUCAACCCUCCCGUCAUGAGAAGAUCUAUUGGUAGGCCAAAGAAGAAUCGUAACAAGUCAAAUGAUGAGUCGAGAAAUAGAAACAUAUUACCUAGAAGUCAUCAAACUGUCAAGUGCAAGAAAUGUGGGAGUUUUGGACAUAACAAGCGAACGUGUAAAGGUAAGAGAGUUGCAGAGAGAGCAAUUCCUAAGGGUGGAAACAAAAAGACAAAAAAUGGAAACAAAGGGGCUGCACAAACAGUUAUAGACGGAGGAUCGCAAGCGCCAAAUCCAACCCAAGAAUAG